Theobroma umbraticum is the source of this 961-nucleotide messenger RNA. RefSeq names its product Octicosapeptide/Phox/Bem1p family protein. NCBI's taxonomy places the organism in Eukaryota, Viridiplantae, Streptophyta, Magnoliopsida, Malvales, Malvaceae. Gene Ontology annotation, molecular function: protein binding. The record is from RefSeq and is a predicted model, not a curated record.
GCAACAAAUUCCCUUCUUUUCCCGGAAUUCUCUCUUCAAAAAAUCUUUCAAAACCGAACUUUCUCUGACCUUCCAACCACAGAAUCCAAACGAACGCUAAAGAGCGAAAAGAGGGAAACCCCCAGAGAAAGAAAGAAAGAAAGAAAAUGGUGAGAGAAAUUGAAUCGGAGAAGAAGAGCUCAGAAACUAUCAAGUUUCUUUGCAGUUACGGCGGCAAGAUUCUUCCACGUUCUAGCGACGGCAAGCUCCGUUACGUCGGCGGACUCACCAGAGUUCUCUCCGUCGAUCGUUCCAUUUCGUUUACAGAGCUGAUGGUGAAACUCGUUGAGUUUUGUGGAUAUUCUGUAACGUUGAGGUGUCAGUUGCCGAACGGCGAUUUAGAUACUUUAAUUUCGAUAAAGUCGGACGAGGAUUUGAGGAACAUAAUUGAUGAGUACGAUAGAGCGGCUCCGUCGAAGAUCCGAGCAAUCCUUUCACAGCCGAAGUCGCUCAAGCAAAUCUCUCCCCCUCCGUCGAAUACUUCCAGCGUCAACUUUUCCUCUUCCACGUCAGCCGAUUCCGAUCCCCCGGCGAAGGCCGUAUUCCGUGGCCGGAGUGUUUCUCCGCCACGGCCGAUGGCAUAUCCCGUUAGAGCUUCUUAUUAUCCCUGCUACCUGCAGCAGAACCCUAGAGUUUUCUUUACCGCUCCUCAUUCUAAUUACUAUUGCCGGCAUUGAAACCAGAGAUUCCGGGACGGAAGAAUGACUCUACAGCCCCUCAGUUGGAGGCUUACAGAACAAAUAUACCAUAUAGACGACGGCCAUAAAAAUACCGUAAAAUUGAAAAAAAAAAAAGAAAAUUAGUUGAUUAGUCGAACUUUGAAACUUUUAUUUCAAAGUGCGUUUGGAUUGUAAAGUGAGAAUCGAGAAGUAAAUUUUUUUCGUAAUUGAUGAAUCUUUUGAGAUUUUCUUCUUCCCCAAAA